AUGGAAAAUGUUCGGACAUUUUUUUGGAAAGCUCUCAAAAUGCAAAUAGAUUGAGACACCACCAUCGCUUGGCUCCAUCUCUCUUCCACUUCUCUGAUGAAUGCAACACAAGCUCUGACGCGGGAAGUCGUCUGAACUUUUGUCGAUGGAUAAUCUCGAAGAAAAGCCACUGGAAACCCGAAAUAAGGGGAACUCGAAGACGCCGGUAACGGACAAUUCCGCCAACGUCUCCGACUACGAUGGCGCCGCCACCGCUACGGAUUCCACGUCUUCAUCGCCUCCUCCACUUCCUUCUCCCGAAGUCAGCCCCUUCCACGUAGGUGAAAAGGUCAUUACUUUUCACUGGGAUCGACCGUACGCAGCUAGGAUUCAAAGCGCUGAGUUCGUGAUGAAACAGUGGAAGUAUUUCAUUCACUAUCUUGGUUGGAACAAAAGGUGAGUGCAUAUAUACCACACGAAGCUCCCGUUUAAUUAAAAGUCUGGGAUGAAUGGCUGCCCCCAGAACAGUUGGUAAAAUUCACCAAAGAGAACAUGCAAAUGCUGGAGGAAGUUUGCAAGGAAAAUGACAUGAACAUGAAUGAAACGGCCCAGGGCGGGCCACAAGCAAGACAACAAAUUUCGAGAGGCCCACAUGGCAAAAAGCGGAAGAGCAAUGAUGUUCAAAAGGACAAAGGCGUUCUACCUUCAGAGAAGCUUCUUCUUAACAUUCAAAUUCCACAUCAAUUAAAGAAGCAGCUAGUUGAUGAUUGUGAAUUCGUUAUGCAUUUGGGCAAGCUUGUUCUACUUCCUCGUUCUCCAACUGUGGAUGGACUGCUCAGCCAAUACAGUGACUAUCGGUUACAGAAGGAUGGAAUGAUAUCAGAUUCACUAAGGGAAAUUCUGAGUGGGUUGCAACGCUACUUCGACAAAGCACUGUACGCUUUGCUGCUCUACAAGAACGAGCGUGAACAGUACCAACAAGUAAUCACGGGCGUUGUAUAUCCUUCGUUUGUGUAUGGCGCCGAGCAUCUAUUACGCUUGUUUGUUAAGUUGCCUGAAAUGUUGCGCCAUGCGAAUAUCGAGGAGGAGACAGUAACAGUGCUUCGGCAGGAAUUGCAGGAUUUCCUGAGGUUCCUGAUGAAGAACCAGAGCUCAUUCUUCUCUUCCACUUAUGUGGAUGCUAAAGGCUCUUCUGCCUGCUAAUGCUGUGGUGGUUUUGGUUACCAAGAAGAAGAAGAAGAAGAAGAAGAAACGCCUUGCUUAAUUUUUAUCCUAAUCUCUUAACUCUUCUUUUGUAUAUAUGAAGACGACGACUACAAGCAGGCACUUGGUAUGCAAUUGUUCUUCUUAAUGCUCGUAGCCAGUGCCGCCCAAUCAUUAAAGAUGGCCCUGUGCAACUCAAUAAUUCAAGGCUCUAGGAUAUAAAAACAGGAGUGGUUU
This is a messenger RNA of Cuscuta campestris, 1419 nucleotides long. NCBI's taxonomy places the organism in Eukaryota, Viridiplantae, Streptophyta, Magnoliopsida, Solanales, Convolvulaceae. The record is from the annotation of a GenBank genome assembly.